UUAUUGCUAAUCCUCAAUGUUCAGACCCAUUGGACGUCCACACAUCAGAUGCUUUGGCAUGCUCUUGACUACUGGGGGGCUGUUGACAUAUUUAUCACAACACACAAGGAAUUACAAGACCACUAUGAACUUUCUGAUGAGGAUUGGGUUGCAAUCUUGAUGGUAACAGAUUGGCUUAAGCAAUUCCACCUUGUGACCACAAAGAUGUCAACAACAAAGACACCUAUGUUCUCAAUGAUGCAUGCAACCUUUUAUGGACUUCAGCAACAUUUUAAAGAGAUUCUUACUGGCCUUCCAGAUAGCACAGCACCAGAGAUAAAGCAAGGUCUCCUGGAUGCCCAUCAAAAGUUGAGUGAUUACUACUACAAGUUCAAUGCAUCUCCCUUUUAUAUUUGGGCAGCUCAUAUGUGCUCACCCUCUAUUGAGGAUGACAAGUGA
This is a messenger RNA of Desarmillaria tabescens, 438 nucleotides long. RefSeq lists its product as uncharacterized. The record is from RefSeq and is a predicted model, not a curated record. The annotation marks the transcript as partial. NCBI's taxonomy places the organism in Eukaryota, Fungi, Basidiomycota, Agaricomycetes, Agaricales, Physalacriaceae. The transcript has 2 exons.